AGAAGACAAUGAGAGAAACAGAGUGAGCAGAGAGAGAGAGAGAGAGAGAGAGAGAGUUAUGGAGGUGUGCUCAGUCAUCUUUAGGGUUUGAUCCAACUUUAACAGAAAACCCUAAAGUAAAAGAGAAUUGGGUUCACUUCUCUCUUUUGUCUCUGCUUGAAAUCUCCACAUUUUUCUCUUCUGGGUCUUCAACAUUUCCUUUCAAAAGCCUCCUAAUCAAUGGCAUUGUUUGGUGUCUUCAAUGCUGAAUCUUCUCUUUCCUCAUCUGAGGUUGGUUCAAUUUUGCUUUUCAUUACAUUGUUUUGAUCUGUGAUCAUGUGUUUCCAAGUUUUUGACAUCUGGGUCUGUGUUACAUGCCAAAAAUAGGCUUUGAAUAGUGAUAUUUUGAUGUCAAGAGGUUUUUGUGAGCUAAAAUCAUGGAUGGUAGUGAAGGACUACUGUGCAUUGCAAUUGUUUUGUAUCUCAUCAGUGUGGCUUUUAGUACCACAGACCCUAAUGAUGCUAAAGUUCUGAGUGAUUUCAGAAAAGGGUUGCAAAACCCAGAGCUCCUGAAAUGGCCAAACAAUGGAAAUGACCCUUGUGGCCCUCCCGCAUGGCCUCAUGUGUUCUGCUCUAAUGGCAGAGUCACACAAAUUCAGGUUGCUAAUUUGGGUCUAAAUGGUACCCUUCCUCAGAACUUCAACCAGCUCACAAAGCUCUACAAUUUGGGGCUUCAAAAGAACAAUUUUACUGGAAAUUUGCCCACUUUCAGUGGAUUGUCUGAACUCCAAUUCGCUUACGUCGAUUUCAAUGAAUUCGAUUCCAUCCCCACGGAUUUCUUCCAUGGGCUUAGUAGUGUUCGUGUCCUCGCUUUGGAUUUUAACCCGUUUAAUGCCACGACUGGGUGGUCUAUACCCGAUGAGUUGCAGAAUUCAGUUCAAUUGACAAAUUUUUCAUGUUCAAGUUGCAAUAUCGUUGGAACCUUACCGGACUUUUUUGGGAAGUUUUCGUCUCUCAGUUCUUUGAGACUUUCCUAUAACAGAUUAUCCGGUGUCAUUCCCGCGAGUUUCCAUGACUCAAUGUUGCAGAUUUUGUGGUUGAAUGAUCAAGAUGGCGGUGGAAUGACUGGUUCAAUUGAUGUAAUUGCAUCGAUGGUGUCUCUCACACAGGUAUGGCUUCACGGAAAUCAAUUCACUGGAUCCAUUCCAGAUGACAUUGGAGCUCUGACUUCUUUGAAAGAACUCAACCUUAAUAGAAACCUACUAGUGGGUCUGAUUCCACAAAGCAUGGUCACUAUGGAUCUUCAGUUGUUGAAUUUAAACAAUAAUAUGCUAAUGGGUCCAAUCCCAAAGUUCAGAUCCGGUAAUGUAACAUUCUCUUCAAAUUCAUUUUGCCAAACUAGUCCUGGGUUGCAAUGUGCUCCUCAAGUUAACGCGCUUUUAGAUUUCCUCCAUGCUUUGAAUUACCCAUCAAAUCUUGCUUCACAGUGGUCUGGUAAUGACCCAUGUAAAGGACCAUGGUUGGGGUUGAGUUGUAAUCCAGAGGGUGUGGUUUCUAUUGUAAAUUUGCAGAAGCAAAGGCUUAAUGGUACUCUGAGUCCUUCACUUGCAAACCUAAGUUCGCUGAUCGAAGUUCAUCUUGGAGGAAACAAUAUAAGUGGUCAAGUCCCCACAAAUUUAACUGAAUUGAGAUCAUUGAGAUUGUUGGAUAUAAGUGGGAACAAUUUUCAGCCUCCAUUACCCAAUUUCACUGACAGUGUUAAGGUCAUUACAGAUGGCAAUCCUCUAUUGGUUGCUAAUCGGGCAGAGGGACCUCCCUCACCAAUUAGCAUCCCAUCCCCUUACUCACAAUCACCAUCAAACAACUCAUUGCCUAGAACUUCUCAAUCACCAUCUUCAAAUGGCCCGCCUUCCUCAUCUAAACCCAAACCAGGAAACUAUAAAAGAUCCAAAGUAAUUGCCAUUGUGGCUGCAGCCUCAGGUUCUACAAUUAUGUUUCUUCUGUUGGUUAUUUUUUCUCUGUACAACGUCAAGAAAAGGAAAAACAAUGUAGCAACUACUCCAAGUGCAAUUGUGGUCCACCCUAGAGACCCGUCUGAUCCUGAUAACGUAGUUAAAAUUGCAGUCUCUAAUAACACCUCAAGAAGCUUAGAAUCCGAAUGUCCAAUUGGUACCAGAGUGGAAAAUGCUCAUGUGAUCGAGACUGGAAACUUGAUCAUUUCAGUUCAGGUUCUUCGAAAGGUUACUAACAAUUUUGCACCAGAAAAUGAGCUUGGCCGUGGUGGUUUUGGUGCGGUUUACAAGGGUGAGCUCGAAGAUGGGACUAAAAUUGCAGUUAAGAGAAUGGAAGCCGGGGUGAUUAGUAGCCAAGGUUUGGAUGAAUUUCGGGCUGAAAUUGCGGUUCUGUCUAUGGUCCGACACCGUCAUUUGGUGUCUCUUUUGGGCUACUCCAUUCAAGGCAAUGAGAGGCUUUUGGUUUAUGAAUAUAUGCCUCAGGGGGCUCUAAGUAGGCAUCUUUUUCGUUGGGAAAACUUGAAUUUGGAGCCUCUGUCUUGGACGAGGAGGCUUAAUAUUGCUUUAGAUGUUGCUAGAGGGAUGGAGUAUCUUCACACUCUGGCACACCAAAGUUUCAUUCACCGUGAUCUCAAAUCUUCGAAUAUUCUUCUGGGUGAUGACUUUAGAGCAAAAGUUUCUGAUUUUGGGUUAGUGAAACUUGCUCCUGAUAGAGAGAAGUCUGUUGCAACAAGGCUUGCUGGAACAUUUGGAUACCUUGCACCUGAAUAUGCUGUGACAGGAAAAAUUACAACCAAAGCCGAUGUGUUCAGCUAUGGAGUGGUGCUGAUGGAACUUUUGACAGGACUAGUGGCACUUGAUGAGCAGCGUUCUGAGGAGAACCGAUACUUGGCUGAGUGGUUCUGGCAAAUAAAGGCAAACCGAGAAAAGCUAAUUUCAGCCAUCGACCCAUCUCUUGAAGCCAAAGAGGAGAUUUUCGAUAGCAUCUACGCCAUAGCUGAACUGGCCGGGCAUUGCACUGCUAGAGAUCCAAACCAUAGGCCCGAUAUGGGACACGCAGUCAACAUGUUAGCUCCACUGGUUGAGAAAUGGAAACCAUUCAAUGGAGAAACAGAGGAAUAUUCUGGAAUUGAUUACAAUCUACCUCUUCCUGAGAUGUUGAAAGGAUGGCAAGAAGCAGAAACCAAGAAUUUCAGCAGCACGAGUCUCGAGGACAGCAAGGGAAGUAUACCGGCAAGGCCAGCUGGAUUCGCGGAGUCCUUCACUUCUGCUGAUGCGCGGUGAGUGAAGGUAGGCUUUUCAUUUGAUGAGCUGUUUGUAUUUUUCCAUGUUUGUGCUUUUGUUCUGUGAUUUGAGGACAAAAUAUGAGUUUUUUGUUUCUAAUUUGUAUAUGGUGAAUACAACCUUAAAGAUUUCAGAAGUGCUCAAAACAAUAUAGUAUUUGCUUUGAGCUGUGAAAGUUUUCAGAUGUGAUCAUCUAUGUAUCGGAAGAAGGUAUUGUUGAUGCCUAUUUUUUUUCCCUUGAUUUGUGCUUGUUUAUUAUUCUAGAGUCUGAUUUUGUUAUCUUCUA
Messenger RNA from Camellia sinensis, 3561 nucleotides. Its product is annotated as receptor protein kinase TMK1. Gene Ontology annotation, biological process: protein phosphorylation. NCBI's taxonomy places the organism in Eukaryota, Viridiplantae, Streptophyta, Magnoliopsida, Ericales, Theaceae. The record is from RefSeq and is a predicted model, not a curated record. Gene Ontology annotation, molecular function: ATP binding; protein binding; protein kinase activity.